This is a messenger RNA of Mya arenaria, 5139 nucleotides long. Its product is annotated as thrombospondin type-1 domain-containing protein 7A-like. The record is from RefSeq and is a predicted model, not a curated record. NCBI's taxonomy places the organism in Eukaryota, Metazoa, Mollusca, Bivalvia, Myida, Myidae. The coding region runs from base 625 to 5139 and encodes 1504 amino acids. The transcript is spliced from 28 exons.
AUUUAGCAAUGCAACAGUUUAUGUUAUAGUCUAGUUUAAUAGUUGUACUAUGUACUCGUCUAUUUUCAGGCAGUUUACUGUAUUUUCACAAGAAUCGAAGAGGCUGGAAUUUCUAUUGGCUCUUGCUCCAAAAAGCUGAUCAUCGGAACUUGUGGAAGACACUUCCAGGAAAUAAGUGGUUAUGUGAUUUGAAGUGAAUAGUACAACUGCUUUAUGGAUUACAUAACAAAUUGGAAAAGUGGUGAAAAUAAAUGGAGCUUGGUUGUUUCUGCUCUAGAAGUGCUUGUGAUUUUUUUCUUUGAAGUUUUGUGAUGUAUUCAUAAUUGUGGAUGGAUAUCAGUGGGAAUGUUACAAUGUAACUAAAUGGUAACCAUUAUAAGGACAGAAGUUUGUGGAGCAGCCCUCAUACUUUGAAGGAUUAUUUCCAAGGUGUAUGUGUAUUGUGUUGCAAGACAUUAUUUGGGUAUAAUUUCUGCCCGGAUUAAUCAACAACGAUAGCAUCAUAUAUAGUGAACAUCUCAGAAAAAGAUUUUCAUCCAAUUGGGUGAGGAAAUUUCCUAGUUUGUGAUGGAAGCUAGUCCAUGUGGACUGGUUCUCUAUGCCUACUGCUGUGGGAUAAGCUAGAUGACUAUGGGACAUGGAACCAGUCAGUCAGGACACACCCACUUCCUGUCAUCACUCUUGGCCAGGCUCAUUGGAAUGCUUUUGCUACUGCUUGUCUCGAAUGCUCAAGGGGCCAGAUAUGUGUGGAAAACAGGUCUGUGGAUGGGAUGCCAGCAUCAUAGUUGUGGGGAAGGAGGCACUCAGUACCGGACAGUGUUCUGUGCAGAGGCCGGGGAGUACAACUUCAACACACAGGAUGACUCAAAGUGCAGCAGCCAACGCAAACCUGUUGACAGAAGAGAAUGUUUCAGAGUGUGUGAUAUGCACCAGAAUGAACUACGCUGGGCGGCCACAAUGUGGUCAGACUGUGUGCUCAAUCCAGAGUUUCGCGUGUGUUCAAUCAAAAACGGUAUUCGCUACCGUAACGUUACAUGCGUGUGGCGUCAGACAGGGAAAAUCGAAGACGAUCGGGUGUGUUCGGAAUUUGAACCAAAACCGGACUUACAGGAGCAGUGUGAUUUAAAAUGUCCUCAGGAUUGUAUAGUGACAUCCUUUUCUAAAUGGUCUGAAAGCAACUGUGAUACUUGUUUAAUUGUUAAUAAAACUCGAACGCGAGACCUGGUUGUCCCCCCUGAUCCCAGCAGGGCAGGUAAACCAUGUCCGCCAUUCACCGAGAUGAUUCCAUGUGAAAAUUGUUCCAGUACGUUUACAUAUAGGAUAGGACCCUGGGAGGAGUGCAUUGUGCUUGACGGGGAUUUGAGGGGAACCGGUCAGGUCCAUCCCAUUCUGGGCUACCAAAAACGCAAAAUUCAUUGUAUAAAUAGCGUUGGAAAUGUUGUAUCAUAUCUAAAUUGUGUAGAAUAUUUUCGUUCCACAUUCACUGAGAUCACCCACACCCAGACUUGCAUCAUUCCUCAGGACUGCAUUGUGUCAGACUGGUCCAACUGGUCCCCGCAUAAUGACAGCUGUGUCCUGCCUAAUGGUACAUGGCAGCAGGGUUACAUGGUUAAAACACGCAGCGUAGAACAGGUCCAACUUGGCUCAGGCAAGCCCUGUCCAGCUCUUAUCCACUACUUUACAAUCGAUCCAGACAAUGAGGUUCCUUGCUUCAGCAUGAUAGGAUCAGAUGAUGGAAUAAAACCCAUGACUCAUUGGCGUAUGACGGGCUGGAGUGAAUGCCGGGUACCAGACGGCAGCUACAGUUGUACAGUCGGGCUACAGACCCGGCGGGCCAUAUGUGUACAAGAGUACGAUGCUGGAAAGGAGAGGCCAGUGCCUGACAACCAUUGUGAGGAGCGACGACCCCUGACCUCACAGACAUGUCGUGCCCUUUGUGACCUUGACUGUGCCGUCUCAAAGUGGUCAACAUGGUCCGAGUGCAAGGUCACGGACUGUGAACUCUACAUGAGGCGCAAACGUACCAACCAGGGCACAGGUCAAAGGUAUCGCACCAGAGAGGUCCUCGCUUUGCCCCAUGGUGGAGGCAUCAUCUGUCCACACAUAGACGAAACCCAAACGUGUGAUCCCCAGCCCUGUUAUAGAUGGAACAUCACAACUGGACAGUGUCACCUCCUUAACCCUACCAUAUCCCCCACAUGUGGACUUGGCAUUGCCUACCGGACUUUGUCCUGCAUAAACAAAAAAGGGUUCACUGUGGACAAUUCACUCUGUGAGGAGAUCAGUGAGACUCCAGAUCUUAAGCAAGACUGCACCAUUCCCUGCCCUGAGGAUUGCAUUCUCUCCCCAUGGAGCCCUUGGUCCCCCUGUAGGGGCCUUUGUCAAGAAGGAAAGAGCACUCCAGCUGUACAGACCAGGGAGAGGUCCAUAUUGGCUCAGUCUGGUGUGGGAGGCAAGGGCUGCCCAACCAACCGCGAGCUGACUGAGGUUCGUAUCUGUCCAACCACGAUUGAGUGUGCAAUCUACGUGUGGAGGGCGGAGCCAUGGGGAGCCUGCAUGCUGAAUGAGAGCAGGACAGAGUGUGGCAGGGGUGUACAGACUCGUGAGGUCAGCUGCUAUAAUCUCAGUGGACAGCCUGUCACUGACCAGAGGUGCACUUUUAAGGUCCGCCCCUCCUUGACCAUAGACUGUCAGGUCCCCUGCCCAAUCGACUGUGAAGUAACGGAGUUCUCUGAUUGGUCAUUGUGCAGUGCUUCAUGCUGGGAAGCCCGACAGACAGUACCCAUACAGACCCGGGUACGCCACAUUCUCCAAGAGCCUAGAUUUGAUGGCCGAGCGUGUCCCAGUAAAUUAAUAGAGGUUCGGAGGUGUAAUAACUACACGCUAUGUACAGGCUUUUACUGGCACCUGGGUAACUGGAGUGCCUGUACCCUGCCCGCUGACAAGAUACCUCUGUGUGGGAUCGGGCUACAAGCUAGAGACAUAUCCUGCAGACAACACAAUGGGAGCCUCAAGGCAUUGGACGAGUGUAUCCGGCGCUUGGGCCCACUACCUGAUGUUACCAAGACCUGCUACAAGUCAUGUGAUGAGGAAUGCUCCUUGACACAAUGGAGUGAGUGGAGCUUGUGUAUCAGUGGAUGUGACGGCUCACGUUUCAGGACCAGAGAAGUUAUUGUUGAUGAGAUGAGACCCACCAGCUCUGUGUGCCAGGACCCAAGAUUCUACCCAGUCUACUGGCUUGAGAAGUGCCUCUGUGAAACCCACCAGCCCAUCGCCAUUGGCAACUGGUCAGAAUGUAUCCUGGAGCCUGAAUACUCCCGUUCCUCUAGCCCAUUUCAAGAAUACAAUAAAGAGGAGUCACUUGAGGCCCUUCCACCAACUCAGGUAUCCCGGGGUUAUGGAGUGGCCUCUAUCUGUGGACAGGGCCUCAGUUACCAGGUUCUAGCCUGUCAAAAUGACAAGGGAGAGGUGGAAGCUGCUAACCAGUGCUCUCUAAGACCUCACAAGGAGCACCGCUGCUUGAUCACAUGCCCUGUUGACUGUGUGAUGUCCGACUGGUCGGCGUGGACAGAUUGCAGCACAUCAUGCGGAACUGGUGUACAGAUGAGGUAUCGCCACGUCAAGCAGAACCCUGCAGAGGGAGGCAGGCUCUGUCCUACUAUUGACUCUGGGGGCAAGGAGACCCAAACACGUAUCUGCACAAUGGAGUGUGUAAUGUUUGGCUGGCGAACGUACCGGUGGGACCUAUGUCUGCCUGCAACGUAUGGGAGCGUCUGCGGCAAUGGGACACAGUCACGAAGGGUCAGGUGUGAGGAGCACAGUGACAUUGGAUUUACAGGGGAUGAGCCAGUGGAUGAGUUCAUGUGUAUAGACCAGUACAGACCUCCCAUUCGUCGCCCCUGUUACUCCCCGUGUGUGGGAGAGUGUGUGGUUACUGAGUGGUCCGAGUGGUCAAUGUGUAAACAGCCAUGUGUAGACCCAAACCAGGUCCAGCACCGUAUCAGGUCCGUGUUACGUCGUCCCAAUGGCAACCCCAUAUACACAUGUCCUCUAUUGAGGGAGGAGCGCUUCUGUAUUAGAGGAGAAAACUGCCUUGAAUACAGCUGGGUGAUGACAGAAUGGACCACUUGUCUUAUAAACAAUGGCUCUGAUACUUGUGGGGUGGGGCACAGGGAAAGGUACCCCAUCUGUGAAGACCACAAUGGCAGAGUGGUGCAGAACAGUGUGUGCUUCAAGGCCCUGGGCCAGUGGGAGGAGCAAACUGUGAUGACAUGUGAGAUUGCCUGUGACCUUGACUGUCUGUUGACCUCCUGGUCGCCAUGGAAUGACUGCAGUGCCACAUGUGACCUUGGGGAACAGGUAAGAACUCGUGACAUUGUUGAAAAACCUCGAGGCAAUGGCAGAAAAUGUCCCCCAGAGUUGGAACAGCAUAAGCCCUGCUUUCUGCGGGGGUGUUACCAGUGGUUUGUCUCUGAUUGGUCGGAAUGCACCAAUCACAAAGGAGUAUGCGGUUACGGGGUUCAGACCCGGAAUAUUACUUGCAUGUCAAGCAGUGGACUUCAAGUGAAUGACUCUAACUGUGACCCUGACCUUGAUGUCAUCAUCCUGUCAAAUGAGCGCAGAUGUCGUAUCCCUUGCCCAGGGGAGUGUGUAAUGUCAGACUGGACGGAGUGGAAUGCCUGCUUCAUACACUGCAAGGAUUUUGAGAGACCAAGAUACACUAGAGGUGUCCAGAGCCGUUCCCAGGCGGUGCUAGCUUAUGCUCAGGAGAAUAAUCCCCCCUGUCCAGACCAACUGUGGGAGAGUCGCCCCUGUGAAGCCUCUCACUGCUUCACGUUUGAUUGGCAAACAUCCGAAUGGAACGCCCAGCAGACCCGACACGUCUGGUGUGAACGAUCAGAUGGUCUUGCUGUUACAGGAGGUUGCAGUGAACAUUCGCUCCCAGAGACCCGUCUGUCAUGUCAGCCCGCAUGCAACAUACCGGGCUCGUACUGUAACGACACAAACACGUGCGUGUGUAAACCCCGUCAUAAACCCGGAUACAACAGGCUUCAUGUGCUUGUCGAGUGUAUAAGGAUGGAUAACACAACCAUAGCCUCACCCGUACCGAAUUCAGUUACACUCCCAACCUUGGACUAA